Tetrahymena thermophila SB210 is the source of this 2697-nucleotide messenger RNA. Its product is annotated as peptidase M1 family aminopeptidase. Gene Ontology annotation, cellular component: cytoplasm. The transcript has 7 exons. Gene Ontology annotation, molecular function: peptide binding; zinc ion binding; metalloaminopeptidase activity. The record is from RefSeq and is a predicted model, not a curated record. Gene Ontology annotation, biological process: proteolysis; peptide catabolic process. NCBI's taxonomy places the organism in Eukaryota, Ciliophora, Oligohymenophorea, Hymenostomatida, Tetrahymenidae.
AUGGAAAUUGAGAAACCCAAUUUUAUGACUUAAGAACAAGCUGAAAAGCGUUAUAGUAUGAUCAAGUAAGGAUCUAUUAACUAUAACCUUCAUUUGGCAUUAGAAAAAGGAACAACUUUUAGAGGAUUAGUUGAGGCAAGCUUCGAAACUUUGAAUCUCACUGAAGAUUUAUUCAUCGAUUUCAGAGGAAACGAUUUGUUUAAAAUAGUCAUCAAUGGAAACGAGAUCAGCUAAGACAAGCCUAAUUUUGCUCACGUUUUUGAUGGGUUAUUCAUUAAGCUCCCACUCAAUCACCUUAAAAGCAACGAAAAGAACACUGUCACUAUUGUAUAUUAAAAUAAAUAUGCUGAUGAUGGUCUAGGCUUACACUCUUUCACAGAUACUGAUGGAAAACAAUAUAUCUAUUCUUAAUGUGAGUCUUUCUGGUGUAAUCGUAUCUUCCCUAAUUUUGACUAACCUAAUCUCAAAGCAACUAUGAAAUUAACUGCAGUUUAUCCAAAUGAUUGGAUUAUGCUUUCUAACUAAUUUGCUGAAUAAUAAGGGGCUUUUAAUAAGGAAAGUUUCACUUCUGCUGGAAGCAAUGCAGAUAUACUUCUCUAAGGAAUGUCAUUAGAAAAUAAGAAUAUUUCUUACUUCAAGACCACUUAAAUUCUUCCUACUUAUCUUUUCGGCUUCGCUGCUGGUCCUUAUGUGGUCAUCAAAGGACCUAAUUCAUAUAACAAUAUCCCUAUGAAUGUCUACUGCAGAGAAUCAUCACUUCCUUAUUUGUAGAAAUAUUCUGAUUUCAUUUUCGAAAUUACUAAUGAAUGCAUGAGAUUCUUUGUUGAAUUUUUCGGAUACCCUUAUCCAUUUGAAAAAUAUGACUAAAUUUUCUGUCCUGAAUUCAAUUGUGGUGCAAUGGAAAACGCUGGUUUGGUUACUUUUAAUGAUACUAGAUUCGUAUUCAAAGAGGAAAUUUCAGACACAAGAAUGACUGUUUUCUUGAAUGUUAUUGCCCAUGAAUUAUGUCACCAUUGGUUUGGUAAUCUUGUUACCAUGAAGUGGUGGAAUGACUUGUGGCUUAAUGAAUCAUUCGCCGAUUUUAUGGGUCACUUUGUUUUGACUAAAAUUUCAUCAAAAAUUAGACGUAUUGCUGAUGGUUUUGUGCUAUUCAAUAACAGAAAAGUUUGGGGUUAUAACACUGAUCAACAAAUAACAACACAUCCAAUUGCUGGUGAUGUUCCAAACACAGAAGUAGCUGAAAAUAUCUUCGAUGGUAUUACCUAUGCCAAGGGUGCUUCCACUCUUAGAUAACUUCUUUCAUUAAUCGGAGAAUAAAACUUUUCUUCUGCUAUGAAGCGUUACUUCAAUAAGUUUGCUUUCAAAAACGCAGACUUAAAUGAUUUCAUUGAAAACCUUGAUGUCGAAUUCCAAACAUUGAAUUUAGGUUUCAGUUUGAAGGAAUGGUAAUAAGAAUGGAUUUCCACUGCUGGUUUGAAUGAAUGCUAGCCUGAAUUCGAUCCUAACAACUAGAAUUCACACGCUUGUCUCUGCAUCCACUAAACAUGUGCCCUUGAAAUGCAUCCUACUCUCAGAAGACACAAUAUGAAGGUUGCAUUCUUCGAUGAAAAUUGCAAUAUCACUGAAUAGACUGUUAUCUUAAAGCCUGCUGAAAAGACAACCAUUGAAUACGAUGGCUCAAAGAAUUUCAAAGCUGUCCUCUUGAACUAUGGAGACUAUGCUUUCAUAAAGACAAUUUUAGAUCCUGUUUCUCUUACUUUCUUAUAACACAAUCUUCACAAAAUAUCUGAUGUUCUUACUCGUACUCUUAUAUGGAAGGCUUUCUAUGAUAUGGCUAGAGAUGGCAAGAUAUCUUCUGAAUAAUAUGUUGAUAUCUUUAUUAGCUGUAUCAAAAACGAAGUAAGUGAAGAAAUAGUAGCUCCUUAAUUUACUUACUUAUCUAAUAUUGUUAGCUUAUUUACUCCUCUUAAAUAUAAAUCAAUUUUGAAAUAAAAAUUAUUUUCUUUCUGUUACAAUUUCCUCUUAUCUACUUCUAAGGAACAAAAGAAUAAAAUUAUUACAAUCAAGACUGCUCUUAUUUAAUAUGCUGAUUCUUAAGAAUAAAUAUCUUCACUAGUCUAAUGGUUUAAAGGAUAAAAUAAAGAGCUUGAAGGAUUCGAAAUUGGAAAUGAAGGCGAAUGGCAAAUUGUAUGCCUUGCUCACUAAUCUUCACAAUAUACCUUAUAAGAAAAGAAGCAAAUCUUUGAUGAAUAACUGAAGAAAGAUUCUUCUGAUACCUCUAAGAAUAUGGAACAAAAAUGCAGAGCAAUUGUAGCUUCUGCUGAAGAGAGAUAAGUUUUAUGGAAUUAAUAUAUUAAUAAGCUAGAAUUCUCUUAAAGAAUUCUUUAAAAUUCUAUGGAAGGAUUUGUUAGCACCAAGGAUUCUGAUUUAAUCAAACCUUACAAUGAAAAAUUCUUCGCAGACAUUAAAGUUGUUUAUGCAAACCAAAUUCCUGAAUAUGCAAGUAUUGUAUAUGAUAGCUUACAACCUCAAAGCGAUGAUCUUGAUUGGCUUAUUGCUUAAUACACUAAUGUGUUAUCUAGUGUCCCCUCCACUCAAGUAUUCUUUACUCGUCGUCUUAAAGAAACCCUUGACUUACUCCAAAGAAAGAAGAGAGCAUUUACAUGUUUCUACUAAAGAACUCAACUUCAAGUAUGA